GUCAGCAUGAGAGACUCGAGACCUGAUUCUUGGUUCUUCAGCUUUCUGGUGAGUUUUACAAUAAUGUUAAUAAUGUGAAUAUUUGAGACAAUGUCAGUGCUUUAUGGGAGCGUUACAGAACACCCUUUCCAACAGGUUUUCAGUCUAUCUAGGAGCCUCUUUGUCUCUGCAGCCCUUGCUGAGAAUCAGACUUCUAAGGGUGAGUGUUCUCAUCAGAACUGCUGUGUUUUUACAAGCAAUAUUCAGCACAGAGUAACAAUGCAUUAAAAGUGUUCCACCGCAGAAGUGAAGGUAAAAAAACUUAUCUGAGUCUCUAUUUUGUAGCUAAAGUUACAUUUGUGCAGCCAACUGCGCUGCCUUCUGCCCAUCGCUGUGCAUCCUGCAGGCUGGCUGUUUCCUGAAGCACACGCUCUACUCUGUUUUUUUCUUCAGAUUUUGCUCCUGUUAUGAUAGAGACCUUGAGACACAUGUAUGAAUAUGUGCCCACUGCUUUGGACUGGUGGCAUGCAGAUAGGUUCUGUGACCAGCGCUUUGCUCAGCUGCUUUUUGAGCCCCCAGACAGCGAGCAAUCGUCCUUCAGCAAACUGCUGCAGUCCCACCACAUCAGAGGUUCUGUCUGGCUGAAUGAAAGGGAUGGGGUCCUGCACAAACCAAAAUGGAGACGGAACCAUAUUGUGCCAGUUCUGGUGUUUGGAGUCAAAACAGACACAAAAUAUGUGAAGGUGCUCUCUGACUUCCCAGUGCUGCCUGCUGUCACAGCCUGUGCCCAUCUCCAGUGGGACACCAGGAGUCAGGAAAUUGCUACUGUCUUUUCCUAUGCUGUGCCAGCUUUUAUUAAUGAAUUCCAGCUCCGUGGCUUUGUUGAUGAGGAAGGCUUUGUUAGAUUUGCUCUCAUUGUCCAUGGGCACCAUUCCCCAUACCUGCCUGUGUUCCGUGCGGAUGGACAGUGGCAUCACUUCUGUGUGACGUGGCAGCAGGAAAAUGGGACCUGGGCCAUCUAUGCUGAUGGUAAAAGGAGGGCAUCUGCCAGCGGCCUGUGUACUGCGGGGCUGGAUGCCCCCCAGGCCAUCUACGGCCAGGGCACUUUCAUAAUUGGGCAGGAUCAAGAUUCCCUGGGGGGCACCUUCAAGGCAAAAGAGUCCUUCAGUGGGAACAUCACAGACUUGCAUAUCUGGCAGAAAGUCCUGAGCGUGGAGCAGAUUGAGAAUGUUCGGUCAUGCUGGAUGGUAGAACAAGAGCUUGUGUUUGGGUGGAGCUUGAAUGCUCUGGAGAUUGAAAGCACUGUUGAGGAAGUGACUGCACAGUUUCUUUGCCCAGGGCCUGUUGAAGAAUGUCGAGUUUUUGAAGUUGGCAGCAGCGGAUUCCACCACACAUCUUGUUUGCAAUCUCUGCCUUUUAUCUGUCGCUACAGAAAGGAUGCAUAUUGGCAACUGAAAAAAGCUCAGCUGGAAUCCAGCCAUUUGCUUGUCAGCCAUGUGAACAUGCUUGCAAAGAGGAUGGUGCAGAUUCCUGAGAACAUCUUCACAAGUAAUGUCCGAGACAUGAACCUCUCUGUCGCUCUUGGUACUCUUGAUGUCCUGGCAACUGUUCUGAGGAAAGAAGAGACACCUGUGGAGUCCUCUGACCUCCUCAUGGUGCUUCAGUUACUAAAACAAGUUGCUGAUGUGGAAAUCCAGGAAAGAGAGGAGCUGGAGAUGCUGGAGCAGUUGGGCCAAUAUUAUGUGGAAGUGACUGAGUUAAUCCUGGAAGAGCAGAAUAUUGAAACGUGGUCAUCCAUCAGCCAGGCUGUCAGAGGGCCUAUGGCUGUUGUUGAGCUCUGUGACAGAGUGGUGUCACUUCUGGCCCCACUGCUGACCUCAGGGAGGACAAAGAUCACAAUCCAGCAUCAAAAUGUUGGGAUGGAGGUCAGGAAGCUGGAGCUGAGCAGUCAGCAGCUGAGCAGUGAGACAUACCUAAUCCAGAGCCCUGAGGAGGACAGGCCUGACUUCAUUGAAAUUCCUGUUGAAGAGAUUCAAAGACUGAAAGCCAAAGGUCUCCGCAGGGUCACAGUGAAGAACAUGUGGUUUGGCUACAGCUCCCUGCAGCACUGCCUGCCCAGCCCAGGCAGCAGUGCUGCCUUUCAAGACGUGGCUGCCUCUGAUGGAGGACAGAAGUACCUGAGCACUGCAGCGGGCACUGCUGUCAUUUCAUCCACCGUGCUCAGCGAUUACCAGGAGAUAAGCACUUCUGUGCGCUACCAUCUGCAACACCACACCCAGGACCUGCCUGAUAAGCUGGUGGGGCCCAUCUGUGCCUUCUGGAACUUCAGCCUCAGCCCAGAUGCUGGUGGGAUGUGGUCAACAGCUGGCUGCUCUGUGGUGACAUCUCUACCAGAUUCCACUGUCUGUUUCUGCAACCAUACCACAAACUUUGCUGUGCUACUGCAAGUGUAUGAGAUAGAGAGGACCACCAAGGAGGAGCUCACACUACAAACCUUGACUUUUAUUGGAUGUGGAGUUUCCUUUUGUGCCCUGGUUGUUACCUUCAUUUUAUUCUUGGUAGUUGGUGUCCCCAAGAAUGAACGAACAACUGUGCACAAGAACCUGAUCUUUGCAUUAGCUGCAGCAGAAGCUCUGCUCAUGUUCAGUGAAUUGGCCAAGACCAACCAGGUGCUGUGUUUUCUGGUCACUGCCUUCCUUCAUCUCUCAUUCAUGGCAGCCUUCUCAUGGAUGCUGGUUGAGGGGCUUCUCCUGUGGAGUAAGGUGGUAGCAGUCAACAUGAGUGAAGACAGGAGAAUGAAGUUCUACUAUGCGACAGGCUGGGGCCUUCCAGCCAUUAUCGUGGGUGUAACCCUUGCAACUUCCUUCAAUAACUAUGUGGCAGACAACUACUGCUGGCUGAAUGUUCAGACCAAUAUCAUCUGGGCCUUUGUUGGGCCUGUUCUCUUCAUCCUGGCAGUGAACACCUUUGUGCUUUUCCGGGUGGUGGUGGUGACUGUGUCCAGUGCUCGCAGGAGGGCAAAGAUGCUGACACCCAACAGCAGCCUGGAGAACCAGAUUGGAAUACAAAUAUGGGCCACAGCUAAACCCAUCUUGGUGCUGCUGCCUGUGCUGGGACUGACAUGGGUGUGUGGGAUCCUUGUCCACCUCAGCAUCAUUUGGGCUUACGUCUUCAUUGUGCUCAACUCCCUCCAGGGCCUUUAUAUAUUCCUGGUCUAUGCAAUCUAUAACAGUGAGGUGCGGAAUGCCAUCCAGAGGAUGAAGGACAAGAAGAAAGCACUCUCAUUCACAAACUGCUCUCAUCCCAUCAACUACUUAUCAAGUCCAAGAAACACGACCUCCUGGGAGACCGGGAAACUGAGUCCUGCAGCAGCGAGUGCCUCUUCAAACCCUCUGCAGAAAGACCCUCCAGUGAAGAACAUCACCAACAGAGGCAACUUUGGAGGCAAAAUUCCCAUGGGGAUUUCAUCAAUCAAGUCACCAGAGAGACCGGCUGUAGAGCUGACAGCAUUCAAAUCCUCAGUGUCUAAGCAGGGCAAGCUUAGACUGUUUUCGAGAAGAUGCCACCCAGAAGCCUUACAGCUUUCCUCCCCACAGUGGACACAUGAACGAGGCAGACAGCAGUGUUUGGGAGUAAAUGUGCUGCAGUCCCAGGCUCAGCACUGUGCACGCUGAGCAGGUGCACUGGUGCAUCUCAGCCUCACCUGCUCCUGCCUAUUUUAAUGAGCCACAUGUGUAAUUAAACUCCAGCUGUGUAAAGAGGUGGGCUGUUUAGCUUGUUUUUGCUUUCUCAGGUAAGCCCCCAGCAUAUGUUUAAAAAAACACACAGCCCUGAGCACACGGAAGGGAGGAUGGAGCCCUCGCAGUGCCCAUGCUUUUGGGGUUAGGAGAACUGGCAGGGCCCAUGCAGAAGCUGGCCAGUCCCCAGGCCAGGCUUGGUGCCUCCCCUCUCCCUGGGUCAGCAAUCACACAACUGCAGUGGAAGCAGCAG
Messenger RNA from Phasianus colchicus (ring-necked pheasant), 3969 nucleotides. NCBI's taxonomy places the organism in Eukaryota, Metazoa, Chordata, Aves, Galliformes, Phasianidae. The record is from RefSeq and is a predicted model, not a curated record.